Jaculus jaculus (lesser Egyptian jerboa) is the source of this 2014-nucleotide messenger RNA. RefSeq names its product neuronal regeneration related protein (gene Nrep). The coding region runs from base 180 to 386 and encodes 68 amino acids. The transcript has 4 exons. Gene Ontology annotation, cellular component: cytoplasm; nucleus. Lineage: Eukaryota; Metazoa; Chordata; Mammalia; Rodentia; Dipodidae. The record is from RefSeq and is a predicted model, not a curated record. Gene Ontology annotation, biological process: regulation of transforming growth factor beta receptor signaling pathway; regulation of neuron differentiation; axon regeneration.
GGAAACUAACAGACUCGGAUGCCCUUUUGGAGAACUUUUAGCGUUUUCAUUCAUCUUGAUUUUGUCACAACUCACAUUUACAGAGGAUCUGUGUUGUUCUGGUGGAAGAGAGGUAGAGGGUGGUCUCCCUGGAUUGAGGAGAGGGAGAAUAGAAGCCCAAGACUAUUAAGAUUCUCAAAAUGGUUUCCUACCCAGGACUCCAUGUCUGGGUCAGUCAAGAACCGUUUCCAUACAAGGAAAUGGAAGGAAGUCUUUCUAAGGAGAGACUUCCGGUGCCAAAGGAAGUGAACCGCAAGAAGACGGAUGAGACCCAGGCUGCCUCGGAGGCUCCCGCUGGCAGCAAUGCACUCCACUUCCCCAAUAUCAGUUACCUCCACCUUUUUUAAUCGUGACACCUCCAUUUGUAUUGCAUAUGGUGUAUGGGUGUUGAUGAGAUCAUGAUAUCAUAUAUGGGAUUUUUUUUUUUUCUGUGUAAAUCAUCAAGUAUAAGAGGAAACUAUGGGACUCUGAGCCUUGCUUUAGAGAAUUUUCAGUGGACAAAUAGGUAUCAUCAAACCAGUUUUUAAUCAUUCUGACUCAAGUGAAAAUGCUCAGAAUUUCACACUGUGAAUCCACGUUUACAACCCCCUACAGGUGGGCCUUCAGGCCUGGUUUGCUACAACAAUGUCUUCCACAACUCAAACUCUCACUGCGCUCACACAACCGGUCCACUCCUGCCUUUUCAUUCACACAGCUCCCGACUGCUUCUGGCAGAGGCUGAGAGUCCCCUUUUAUUUUCAUUUAGAUAUAACAAGCCUGGUAGUUUAUGUUCAUCAAUCGUCUGUAUAUCUCUAUAUUUUAUCCAUGUACUCUUGAUGUAUAGAAGUAGUUUGAAACUCAUUGUUUCCUUGUGGUAAGUGACCGAGGUGCUGCCACAGGACCUGAGACACUGAUGAAUGGUGCUAUUUUGGACUUUCAACAUGCUCCUUGGCGAGGUAGCUCUGAUGGAGUUAUUUUUUAUUUCCAUGUUCUAAGAAGGUGUCGGUACUUUGUUUCCCUGAACGUUGUUCUCUAGACUGGACUGACUUGUUCUCCUUGUGUCUUCAGUGUGGCUUUCUUCCUCAGUGUUGUAGGAUGAGCAAAUGCUACCAAGAGUGUGGGAGACUGCUUGCUGUCUCAUUGGCUGGCACUCAUGCACGCAGUCACUGGUAGCGGGAGCAAUCACAAAACUGUAAUUUACUUACCAAAUCUCUUCCUUUGUGUAACCUCGCCUGCCUGACCUAGAGAAAGAAAAGCAAUAAUUUUACAGGCAUUUUAAGGUAUCGUUUUUGGAUUCUUUUUGUUUGACUGGAUAUAUUUUUUUGGUCCAGUCUUUCACUUUUUUUUUUUUUUUUAAAUAAGUGCUCUUUUAAAAAUUCCAAAGCACUGGUUUCUGAGUACGAAUAUGAAAAUCUUACCUUUGUCAAAAAUUAAAUUGGAAAAAUGUCCUUAUAAAAUAAUUAACCAUAAUAGCAAAAAGGCAGAACACCUGUUUUGGCAAUUUUGAUAAGCAAGGUGUAGAUUUUACAUUUUUGUCCUUGCUCCCAAUGAAAUGGAUAAACAAAUCUAAAACCAGAUAAUACCAUCUAUUCACAGAAUGUUGUUGUGUUAGCCAGACUGAAAGCCCACCUUAAUUUUUAUAUAACUGUCUUUUAGCUCUUCCUUUGACAGGGCAGACCUUGUUCUGAACUGUUGCGCUUCUGACUGUUAAACACGGAUGACGCAUGCUGGACUCCGCUCUCUCCUCGCUCCCCCAUUUCCCCGAGUUUUGUGUGCAUCCCUCCCGCCUCCCCUUUGUCAGGAUAGGUAUAUCAGCUAUGUAAAUAAAGCAAGAAACAGUAUUCUGCAUCUGUGGCAUUUCUGUAGAGUUGCAGCGUGUAACUGCUGAAAAUGCAGGCUUUUGUAACAAUGUGAUCUUUACUUGCACUCAUAAGUACCCAACGUAUUUUAGCUAUUUUAGUAGUAUUGUUCAAUAAAUAUGCAAGCUGUAAGAUAA